Molecule: messenger RNA, 683 nt
Organism: Strongylocentrotus purpuratus (purple sea urchin)
Lineage: Eukaryota; Metazoa; Echinodermata; Echinoidea; Camarodonta; Strongylocentrotidae
Product: COBW domain-containing protein 1-like
Exons: 7
Coding region: 137-679 (180 amino acids)
Cellular component (GO): cytoplasm
Source: RefSeq, a predicted model, not a curated record
UGACCUCUAACUUCAAUCAUUAUCGCCUAGAUAAAAAGUGCUCGAUCUACCGCAGAAAAUUCGAGUUAUUUACAAAUUCAUUCCAUAAAAACAUACCCUUGAGAGCUGUAUCAUUAAACUAAGAUAAUCAGUGACCAUGUCUGACGUCAGCUCCGAUGAUGAAUGUCCAGACCUGAUCCCGGUACCGGUAAGACCAGAGGUCAAUGAUGAACCAGCGUGCAAGAUCCCGGUCACCAUCAUCACUGGGUUCCUUGGUGCUGGGAAGACAACUCUCUUGAAUUACAUUCUGACUGAGCAGCACGAGAAGAAGAUUGCAGUCAUACUGAAUGAGUUUGGAGCAGGUAGUGCAGUGGAGCAGUCUAUGUCAAUCGGCCAAUCAGGAGAGCUGUAUGAAGAGUGGCUUGAGUUACGUAAUGGUUGCCUAUGCUGUUCAGUCAAAGACAAUGGAGUACAGGCCAUUGAGAAUCUGAUGAAGAAAAGAGGGAAGUUUGACUACAUUCUUCUUGAAACCACAGGCUUAGCUGAUCCAGGUCCCAUUGCCUCUAUAUUCUGGCUAGACGAUGAGCUUGGAAGUGAGAUAUAUCUCGAUGGUAUUAUCACAGUAAUAGAUGCCAAGUUUGGGCUGCAACAUAUAAAAGAAGAAAAGCCAGAAGGAAUCCUCAAUGAGGCUGUCAGGUGAGAAA